GUAAGCUUCACUUUUCAUCAAGUGCAUCAUGAACUUAUACUGUAUAGGGCACCCAAAAAACUUACCAAGCGUCCGCUUUUUGGAAGAAGAACAAACAGUGUAUCCGAUAGUGAAUCUGAAUAUGAAGGACCACUUAAUCUAUUGACAGCCAAAAAGCCUUUUAAGAAUAAAAUGACAAAGACAGCAAAAAAGACAAAGAAUCUAAAACAGAUCUUGACGAUGGAACGCGAACAACAAUAUGCUCUUGAUGUACCUACUUAUGAAAACAUUGAAUGUCCACCUUCUAUUUUACCUCAAAAGAAGUAUUGUGAUAUUACGGGUUUGGAAGCUAAAUACACAGAUCCCAAAACUGGUUUGCGAUACCAUAAUGCAGAAAUCUAUCAAUUCAUUCGUACAUUAGGCGUACCUAAUGUGCAAGCUUAUUUAGGUAGUCGUAAUGCUGCUGUUGUAUUGAAAUAA
Messenger RNA from Gilbertella persicaria, 459 nucleotides. RefSeq names its product INO80 complex subunit C. The transcript has 3 exons. Gene Ontology annotation, cellular component: Ino80 complex. Gene Ontology annotation, biological process: chromatin remodeling. Bases 172 to 459 code for a protein of 95 amino acids. Lineage: Eukaryota; Fungi; Mucoromycota; Mucoromycetes; Mucorales; Choanephoraceae. The record is from RefSeq and is a predicted model, not a curated record.